AGGCGCAGCUGGGCCUAGGCGCUCUCUUCCGCCCCAGGCCUGGCAGCAGCAGCAGCAGCAGCAGCAGCGUCGAGAGGCGCAAAGAGGACCAUCAUCCCCUCAGCCGGCGGCCCAGGUGAAGAGGAACCGCCCUCCGCCGAAGGAAGGAAGGAAGCAUCACCCACACUUCAAAUCCAGUUCCUGGGCCAGGGCUAGUAGAGAGUCAGCCAUGACAAGCUCUCCUGUCUCCAGAGUUGUAUACAAUGGCAAGCGGAACAGCAGCCCUCGCUCUCCAAGCAAUAGCAGUGAGAUCUUCACUCCUGCACAUGAGGAGAAUGUGCGCUUCAUAUAUGAAGCAUGGCAGUGUGUGGAACGGGAUCUCCGCAGCCAGAUGGCAGGUGGUGAACGAGGACUCGUGGAGGAAUAUGUGGAGAAAAUGCCAAAUCCCAGUCUGAAGGCUUUCAAACCUGUUGACUUGAGUGACCUAAAGCGGCGGAACACACAGGAUGCUAAGAAGUCCUAAAUGGCUGGGUCUGGCCCAGCCCUGAGUGCUGGCAUGUGGCCACUAGUACAUGAAUUUGAUGACUUUGUGUUGGUUUCCUCCUUUGAUCUGGAUUGUGCCUGGGGCUGGCUCUGAAUUUUCUAGGAAGGAUUGGCUUCUCACUUCUCCUCCACUGCAUCCCAUGGCCUGGGCUGCCUGCCUUCAUUCUACAACUGGGCCCAGGAUUUCUCCUUUUUCCUUAGUAAAUGACAUUUUACUUUGGUAAUGACUGAGAAGUUGGUGUGUGUCCUGUCUGACUAGGAGUGUGGAAUAUGGCAUAAGAAUCAGGAGCAAUCAGGCCUACUCUCUCCUUAUAUUUUUCUCAAAGCCCAGUCCUCCUUAGGGACAAGCUGAGAGAGGUUGAUGGGACAGAAGUAGUACGAGUUGCUGUAGUCCAUCUUAACAAUACAACUUGGGAAUUUAGACUGAGUUUUCAUACAGUACCUGAACUUUCAGUUUGGAGGUGAAAGGGUGUUGUACUGCACUGCCUAUAUGAUAAAAGCCAAGCCCCUUGGACAGCGAUGGGGAAGAGCAUAAAACAGACUAUAGUCCCAGGAAAAACUCCUUGGGAUUCUGUUGUAUUGGACAGGACUUAGUAGUUUCCCUUGCCCUGUGAUGAGAAAGUACUCGAGGUUCUACUGGCUUUACACCCUGAUGACUUGGCAGCCUCAGCCGAGGGUGGUGGGGAUCAGCAGCAAUAUUUCUGAACUAGCCCCAGAGCCCAGCCCCCAUGCCCCAGCAAUGUUUGGGGGAUAGCCAUGGUAUGUGCUGAGCACUGGCAAAUGGCAGAAGUGUCUGUGCAUGUGUCCAGCCCAAGCAGUGAUGUUGGGGACCCUACUCAGAGUUGGUAGGCAAGGGGCAUGGUGGCUGUUGCUUUCCUUUUUGUUAUGUCCCCUCUUGGUCUGUGUCUGUCUUUAAGGAGUGUUGUAAAUAAAAGCUGGUUAGUCAUUUUGA
Molecule: messenger RNA, 1474 nt
Organism: Sceloporus undulatus (fence lizard)
Lineage: Eukaryota; Metazoa; Chordata; Lepidosauria; Squamata; Phrynosomatidae
Gene: MCRIP1
Product: MAPK regulated corepressor interacting protein 1
Exons: 5
Coding region: 209-502 (97 amino acids)
Source: RefSeq, a predicted model, not a curated record